GCAUUGAUUCGCGCUGGCAGAGAGCGAGAGCUUGAACAGACCGAGGGUAAGAGAGAGAGCAGCAGCCUGGGCCCACGGACAAAAACUCGCCGAAAAGGAUUAACAUUCGCUACGGAUCGUCCCACCAAUCCAAGUCUGCAAACAGAGUGUGUUUUUCUGCUUUCCUAAAGCCCGAUCUGUCAGGAGUUACAGCAAGUGGGACUCGAUGAAAGAUGACAGAGGAGGUGAUUGUUAUAGCCAAGUGGGACUACACAGCUCAGCAAGACCAGGAACUGGACAUCCGGAAGAACGAGCGCCUGUGGUUGCUGGAUGAUUCCAAGACCUGGUGGAGAGUCCGCAACGCAUCCAACCGCACCGGCUACGUCCCCUCUAAUUAUGUUGAGCGCAAAAACAGUCUGAAGAAAACCUCACUAGUGAAGAACCUGAAAGACACUCUCGGCCUUGGAAAAAUGAAAAGGAAGACUAGUGCUCGUGAUCCAUCUCCCACACCCAGCACAGAGGCAGAGUACCCGUCCAAUGGCAGCGCAGGAGGAGGUGGAGUGGGCGGGGCUGAGCGGAUCUAUGACCUCAACAUUCCCGCACUGGUGAAGUUUUCUUAUGCAGCUGAGCGUGAAGAUGAACUCAACCUAAUAAAAGGGGAGAGGGUGGUCGUGAUGGAGAAGUGCAGCGAUGGCUGGUGGAGGGGUAGCCAUGCCGGCCGCGUCGGUUGGUUCCCGUCCAACUACGUCCAAGAGGAGGUGGGAUACACAGACCAUGAUAGCGUCUUUGGGGACUCGUUGGGGGGCUUCCGGUCCUUAAAACUGGGGCAAGGUGCGGCGAUGGCCAACGGCCGGCCGGGAGGCUCUGGGAGCUCCGUUCUGCAUAUGGUCCAGACUCUGUACCCCUUCAGCUCUGUCACAGAGGAGGAACUGAACUUUGAGAAGGGGGAGACGAUGGAAGUUUUGGAAAAGCCAGAGAAUGACCCAGAGUGGUGGAGGUGUAAAAACAGUCAUGGCAUGGUCGGUCUUGUGCCCAAGAACUAUGUGGUAGUGCUCAGUGAUGGUCCUAUAGCGAAGGGUUUAGGGUCAAGUCACGGCUCCCCUCACAUCAGUCACACAGUUCCCUCACGUACAGGCAAAUUUGCUGGAAAGGAUUGGUACUAUGGUAAUGUGACACGGCACCAAGCUGAGUGUGCACUUAAUGAGAGAGGAGUGGAAGGAGACUUUCUGAUACGGGACAGUGAGUCAUCGCCCAGCGAUUUCUCAAUUUCUCUGAAGGCUGUGGAGAAGAACAAGCACUUCAAGGUGCAGCUGCAGGACGGAGUGUACUGCAUCGGUCAGCGGCGUUUUAGCAGUAUGGAUGAGCUUGUAGAGCACUACAAGAAAGCACCCAUCUUCACCAGUGAGCAAGGAGACAAACUCUAUCUCGUCAAGCCCCUUGCCUGAAUUUGUCAGACGUUACCUCUCCCCCUGUGCAUCUCCGUUCCCUUCUUACCUUAUUUUGUCUCUUGCCCCUUUCAGAAGCAACUUCAAGGACCAUUUGACUUUUCUAAGCCCAACAUUGCCUCCAGUCCUGUUGGGAGCAGUAGCAACUUAUCAUUCUUUUAAACAGAUGUCCGUCCUUGAUAUACAUGCCGUGUUUCUUGUUUUUGUUUUAAUGAUUUACAGUCACUUCGGAGGUUUUGGUAAAGGACAAACAGAACGGCAUUUCACUGAGCAACAUCUGUAGAGCUCUCUCCCAGGUUUUGGACAGCUGUUCCUCUGCUCUUCCUGUUGCUGGAUUAUCCUCAACCCACAUAACAUUGGUUUACAUUUCUCUGCCCAAAAGAGCAUUACAGUAUGUAAAUGUGUACUUCUUGUACUGAAUUGGCGGAGGAGAAUAGAUUCAUGUGCAUGUGUGAACCUCGAUCCUUCGAAGCAGGUGAGCAUAUGAAGAAUGAGGAGUGUGAUUUGGUUUCCAACAGAUGGUGUCUCCAUUCAUAGGGCUCAUCCGAAGGCCGUGUAUCUUCUCUGUAUGUUCACACUGCAGCUGCCUGUCUGUCUUAAUCUGAAUCCAAACUGAUAAUUGAGAUGACAGUCAGAUUUCAUCCUGAAAUAAAGUGGUGCUGUCCCAUC
Carassius auratus (goldfish) is the source of this 2093-nucleotide messenger RNA. RefSeq names its product cytoplasmic protein NCK2-like. The transcript has 4 exons. Gene Ontology annotation, molecular function: receptor tyrosine kinase binding; signaling adaptor activity. Gene Ontology annotation, cellular component: cytoplasm. Bases 213 to 1424 code for a protein of 403 amino acids. NCBI's taxonomy places the organism in Eukaryota, Metazoa, Chordata, Actinopteri, Cypriniformes, Cyprinidae. Gene Ontology annotation, biological process: positive regulation of translation in response to endoplasmic reticulum stress; ephrin receptor signaling pathway; positive regulation of endoplasmic reticulum stress-induced intrinsic apoptotic signaling pathway. The record is from RefSeq and is a predicted model, not a curated record.